GGUGUGAUGAACAGCUGGCUGUAACUUUAGUUUCGAUUCUCUGUUUUGUUUAUAUACGAUACCGCGGUAUUUAGAUUCAUGAAUUAUAUCAAGUAAAAUAUUUAGGGUUUGUUUUAUUAUAAUUUUCGUCAUUUAUCAAAAAUAAGUGCACUUCUUAAAUGGCUAAAAGACAGAAAAAUACUCCAAGAGAACGGUUUUUAUAUUUGAGAGAAUUAGUAACAGAAUUUCAAGAUACAUCAUCCGUUGAUGCUAAAGAGCAAGUUCUGGCUAAUUUAGGAAAUUUUGCUUAUGAUCCAGAUAAUUAUAUACACAUGAAAGAAUUAAAUAUUGUGGAUCUUUUUUUAGAUAAUCUUGAAGAUGAAAAUAAAAAUUUGGUGGAAUUUGCUAUUGGUGGUAUCUGCAAUCUCUGUUUAGAUAAAAAUUUAAAACAGUUGAUUUAUAAAAGAGGUGGUGUUCAAAAAGUUAUCAAUUGUUUAUCAAGUGAAAGAGAAGAAAUAGUAUUAUCUGCAAUCACUACAUUGAUGUUUUUAGUUUAUCCAGAAAGUAAGGCAGCUAUAACGAAUGCAUCGGUUAUAGAUUGUAUGCUUAGAUUUAAAGAAAGUAACAAUAGAAGAAUAUCCAAUCUAGCUUCUGUAUUUCUUCAAGAUUAUUGUACAUCAGAUCAAAUUCAAAAUGCUAAAAUGUUAUCAUCUACUUACAGCAAUAAGCAUGUUUCUCAUUCUGGAACAUGAGAGAAAAUCAAUUUUUUUUAUGUAUAAAUGAUGUAUAUUUUUGUAAAAUAAA
Messenger RNA from Argiope bruennichi, 783 nucleotides. RefSeq names its product armadillo repeat-containing protein 7-like. Bases 159 to 731 code for a protein of 190 amino acids. The record is from RefSeq and is a predicted model, not a curated record. Lineage: Eukaryota; Metazoa; Arthropoda; Arachnida; Araneae; Araneidae. The transcript is spliced from 5 exons.